Messenger RNA from Procambarus clarkii (red swamp crayfish), 2223 nucleotides. The record is from RefSeq and is a predicted model, not a curated record. Lineage: Eukaryota; Metazoa; Arthropoda; Malacostraca; Decapoda; Cambaridae.
AUGAGUCUCCACGACCCACAGCCCCAGGAAGACGACACACAGCCCCAGGAAGACGACACACAGCCCCAGGAAGACGACACACAGCACCAGGAAGACGACACACAGCCCCAGGAAGACGACACACAGCACCAGGAAGACGACACACAGCACCAGGAAGACGACACAGAGCACCAGGAAGACGACCCACAGCCCCAGGAAGACGACACACAGCACCAGGAAGACGACACACAGCACCAGGAAGACGACCCACAGCCCCAGGAAGACGACACACAGCACCAGGAAGACGACACACAGCCCCAGGAAGACGACACACAGCCCCAGGAAGACGACACACAGCCCCAGGAAGACGACACACAGCACCAGGACGACGACACAGAGCACCAGGAAGACGACCCACAGCCCCAGGAAGACGACACACAGCACCAGGAAGACGUCACACAGCACCAGGAAGACGACCCACAGCCCCAGGAAGACGACACACAGCACCAGGAAGACGACACACAGCACCAGGAAGACGACACACAGCCCCAGGAAGACGACACACAGCCCCAGGAAGACGACACACAGCACCAGGAAGACGACCCACAGCCCCAGGAAGACGACUCACAGCCCCAGGAAGACGACACAGAGCACCAGGAAGACGACACACAGCACCAGGAAGACGACACACAGCCCCAGGAAGACGACACACAGCACCAGGAAGACGACACACAGCACCAGGAAGACGACACACAGCACCAGGAAGACGACCCACAGCCCCAGGAAGACGACACACAGCACCAGGAAGACGACACACAGCCCCAGGAAGACGACACACAGCCCCAGGAAGACGACACACAGCACCAGGAAGACGACACACAGCACCAGGAAGACGACCCACAGCCCCAGGAAGACGACACACAGCACCAGGAAGACGACACACAGCACCAGGAAGACGACACACAGCACCAGGAAGACGACACACAGCACCAGGAAGACGACACACAGCACCAGGAAGACGACACACAGCCCCAGGAAGACGACACACAGCACCAGGAAGACGACACACAGCACCAGGAAGACGACACACAGCACCAGGAAGACGACACACAGCACCAGGAAGACGACACACAGCCCCAGGAAGACGGCACACAGCCCCAGGAAGACGACACACAGCACCAGGAAGACGACACACAGCACCAGGAAGACGACACACAGCCCCAGGAAGACGGCACACAGCCCCAGGAAGACGACACACAGCACCAGGAAGACGGCACACAGCCCCAGGAAGACGGCACACAGCACCAGGAAGACGGCACACAGCCCCAGGAAGACGACACACAGCACCAGGAAGACGACACACAGCACCAGGAAGACGGCACACAGCCCCAGGAAGACGGCACACAGCACCAGGAAGACGGCACACAGCACCAGGAAGACGACACACAGCACCAGGAAGACGACACACAGCCCCAGGAAGACGGCACACAGCCCCAGGAAGACGACACACAGCACCAGGAAGACGACACACAGCACCAGGAAGACGGCACACAGCACCAGGAAGACGGCACACAGCACCAGGAAGACGGCACACAGCACCAGAAAGACGGCACACAGCACCAGGAAGACGACACACAGCACCAGGAAGACGGCACACAGCACCAGAAAGACGGCACACAGCCCCAGGAAGACGGCACACAGCACCAGGAAGACGGCACACAGCACCAGGAAGACGACACACAGCACCAGGAAGACGGCACACAGCACCAGGAAGACGGCACACAGCACCAGAAAGACGGCACACAGCACCAGGAAGACGACACACAGCACCAGGAAGACGGCACACAGCACCAGAAAGACGGCACACAGCACCAGGAAGACGACACACAGCACCAGGAAGACGGCACACAGCACCAGAAAGACGGCACACAGCACCAGGAAGACGGCACACAGCACCAGAAAGACGGCACACAGCACCAGAAAGACGGCACACAGCCCCAGGAAGACGGCACACAGCCCCAGGAAGACGGCACACAGCACCAGAAAGACGGCACACAGCACCAGAAAGACGGCACACAGCCCCAGGAAGACGGCACACAGCCCCAGGAAGACGGCACACAGCACCAGGAAGACGGCACACAGCACCAGGAAGACGGCACACAGCACCAGAAAGACGGCACACAGCACCAGGAAGACGGCACACAGCCCCAGGAAGACGGCACAGAGCUCCAGUUAAAGAUAUAA